Molecule: messenger RNA, 3029 nt
Organism: Carassius auratus (goldfish)
Lineage: Eukaryota; Metazoa; Chordata; Actinopteri; Cypriniformes; Cyprinidae
Gene: glp2r
Product: glucagon-like peptide 2 receptor
Exons: 14
Coding region: 576-2132 (518 amino acids)
Biological process (GO): cell surface receptor signaling pathway; adenylate cyclase-modulating G protein-coupled receptor signaling pathway
Cellular component (GO): plasma membrane
Molecular function (GO): peptide hormone binding; glucagon receptor activity
Source: RefSeq, a predicted model, not a curated record
CUGUCAGACUGCUCAAGUUCGUUGCCCAUUUUGUUUACAUCUGCGAGACACGUAGCAUCAAACGCAGGAAAGCUGACCGGACACAGUCAUGAUUCACUUUCAUAUGGACUCUUUAUCACAGGAAUUCAGAAUCAAACGAUUUACUUCAUAAGCAUAGAGUUCAUUAAGCUAGUGGGUGUCAAAAUGACAAAUUCACAGGGAUCAUCAUUUGCAUAUCUUAAUAGAAGAUGCUUAAGAUGUUCCCUUAAAUUCUCAGUAGUCUUCUCUAUACUUUAGAUGAGCUCUUACAUAAGCCGUAGCAGUGAAGUUCUGGUCUCUCCUUAUCUUGAUUGGCUGGGAAGGGCCAGAAGUGAAGCAGGACUGAGUGAAGCAGCGCAGACGCUCUCAUUCGGAGAUUAGACAACAGAAGAGGCUCCCGCUCUCAUCCAGACCAGAGCAGCCGCGUCAAAAGACCAACAGGAAAUCCAGUGUGAGGACAGGAAACGCUAUGAUUGAGAGGAUCUGCAGUGGUCUGAGGGACACGGUGUGACGAGCUGGAGCUCUGUUCAUGGACAGGUGAAUAUCGAGCCGUGUUCAUGCUGCUCGCGGAGAGAAGAGCUGCUCUCAGAGUUCAGCUCUGGAUUCUUAUUGUGCUUCUCUACGGCGGUCAGGUCACAGGCUCCAUGCUGGAUGAUCUGAUCUAUAAACGUGGUGAAUAUCAAGAGAACUGCACACGGUUCCUGAAAGCCACUUUUCCUACUGGAACUGGAAUUUUCUGCAAUGGAGCAUUUGAUUUUUUUGCGUGUUGGCCACAUUCAUCUCCUGGGAUCGUGUCUGUACCCUGCCCUCCUUAUUUACCUUGGAUCAACGAAGGUGCUACUGGAAACGUGUACAAGGAAUGCACGGUCAACGGGACUUGGAAAACCGAGGAGAAUUCCAGCACCAUAUGGAGAAAUCAGUCAGAAUGUGAAAACGAUUCUUUUUUCAAGUCCAAGGAAGAAGAAGUGUUUCGGCAGUCUGUGUUGAGAGUCUUGUCCAUUGUAGGAUACUCGCUGUCAUUUUCCUCUCUUUGCUUGGCUGUUCUGAUCAUGAGUCUUCUGAGGAAGCUUCACUGUACGAGGAACUACAUCCACAUGAAUCUCUUUGUAUCAUUCAUAUUUAGAGCCAUAGCAGUAAUUAUCAAAGAGGUUAUAUUACAAGUCGUGUAUAAAAACAUGCCCAGGGAUGAGAUCGGUUGGAGCAGCUACACAAAUUCUACGAUUUCAUUCGUCUGCAAGGCUUCAAAGGUGUCGCUGGAAUAUUUUGUUGGGUGUAAUUACUUCUGGCUGUUAGUGGAGGCGAUAUUUCUGCACAUGCUGCUGUUCACUGCAGUUCUGACCAGGAAAAGACUUCUUAAGAAAUAUAUGGUUAUAGGAUGGGGAACUCCAUUACUGUUUGUGAUUCCCUGGACUGUUGCCAAAACUUUGUAUGAAAAUAAAAGCUGUUGGUUAAAUAACAUCAGUUGGAUCUGGUGGAUAAUUAGAGGCCCAUUAACUUUAUCAGUGAUUGUCAUAUUUUGCAUUUUUCUGAAAAUCAUCAGACUUCUGCGUUCUAAGUUAAAGGCUGACCAGGUGAAGUUCACUGACUACAGAUACAGUUUAGCCAGAGCAACGCUUGUUUUGAUUCCUCUGCUCGGGGUCCAUGAAAUCGUCUUUACAUUAAUUAUAGAUGAAUCAGUUGAGGGAAACAUCCGCUAUGCUCGAAACUUCAUCAAUCUGUUCCUGAGCUCUUUCCAGGGAUUUUUAGUUGCAGUGCUGUACUGCUUUGCAAAUGGAGAGGUCCAGGCUGAGCUGAAGAAGAAGUGGCAGCUGUUCAUGUCCUCCAAUCACUUUGAGGCGCACAACUGCUUUGCAGAUAUUCACCCCAAACACCUGUGGAAGUGCUCACAAAAGAGACCCAGACAAACCACAGAACAGAGCGGAUCCAAUGAGGAGGGAAGCCACGCCCCCACACAGGGACAUCCGCUGCAGGUGACCGUCCAAUCAGCAGAGGAUUUGCAGUGUGGGCGGAGCUUCGGCCUGGAGUUUUACACGAGGAAGAGCCUCUCCAGCAGCGAUGGGGAAAUGACUUUAGGAGAGACAAUGGAGGAGAUCAUAGAGGAGAGUGAGUUUUAACGUCUGUCAUCGGCCCCAGUUUCACAAUGGUUUUUCUAUAAAUAUGUAAAUAAGGAAAUAUAUAUUAACCACUGUAAAUGGCUUCAAUGAUGUUUUUGAUACCUGAUUUUUGUAUGUGUAUACACAGUAAGGCAAAGUGUUUGGAUGGAGCUCCACAAUCUGAGCUUCGAAAUUCUCAACAAAUUACUUUUGUUGGUCAAAUUAAACAUUCAAACAUUAGUUUAUUAAACAACAAGAUUAGAGGAAACAUAUAAGGACUGUGACUGAAAACAGCCCAUGAAUAAUGAUGCUCUAAUACAACACACAUUACCUGCUUCAUCAUCUUGAUCAUUGGAUUUCGACUGGUUACGAUUCACAACACAGAUUUUACAUUGGAUAUUAAUAUAGAACCAAAACUAAUGUAUAAAGACAACAGUAAAGUCUUGAAAUUCAUUAAUGUUGCCAUAGACUGAAAAAUAUCUUAAAGUGGUAAUAUUAUCAUAUUUAUUUUCCUAACUAUGCUAGAUACAGUAAAAUUGUUAAAUUGUUGCAUUUAGAUUUGCAUUUUUUAAUGCAUUUUUUUUUUCAAAAUGCAACAGUUGAGAGCCACUUUUUAACAUUGCAAAGGCAGUGCAAUUAAAUUAACAACAUCUUAAUUUUUAUGCAUGCACUGUAUACUAUAAUUAGUACCAGUAGAAGACUAAAAUGAAACGGUUUGCAUGACUGUUCCAUAUUGCGUUUUAUUCAUGAGCAAAUGAGUGGGAAGCAAAAUUGUGUAUUACUUACAUAAUUUGCAUGUGGUUUCACAGCACAUGGUCGGUGAUAAUUGUGAAUGAACCCUCUUUUUAUGCCAGUGAUCUGAUUGUAUCUUUGUAUUUCACUGUAACUAAAUGUCAAGAUAUGUAGCUUUUAACUGUC